CAACGGGUAAGUUUGCGGCUGCUGUCUGCUACGCGAGCGAAGAGAAAGUGCUUGCAUUUAAACUACCUUAUUAGCAGGCAGUAGGAGACCUGUCACAAGCGUGCUGCCAUGGCGUCUCUGGUGAUGCGCUACUCGCUAGGUCUGUGUCUGCUCCACCUCUCGCUGACCAUUGCCAUCCCCAGGGAGGAACACCGCAAGAUCCACACACCCAAGCCCUUGAGUGAUGAGCCACACUACAAAGAGGACCCAGAGGGGGGCGAGUCUGAGCAUAACCCUGAGUAUGACCAUGAGGCCUUUCUUGGGGAAGACACGGCCAAGACAUUUGACCAGCUCUCGCCGGCUGAGAGCAAGGAACGGCUGCUGAAGAUUGUUGACAAGAUUGACAAGGACAACGAUGGCUACGUGACGCAGCAGGAGCUCGAGGAGUGGAUCCGGCACACGCAGAAGCGUUACAUCCGUGAUGACGUUGACAAGCAGUGGAAGGUUUACAACCCCCAGGAGAGCAACCGUGUCAGCUGGGAGGAGUACCGUAACAUUACAUACGGAGCGGAAGGAAGCGAUGCUGAUGACUCGGACUCUGACUCAGAUGGGGGUGCCAUGAGCUUUCAGGACAUGGUGCGUCGGGACAAGCGGCGCUGGGACCGUGCCGACAAGGAUGGUGACGGCCACCUUAACAAGGAUGAGUUUGGCGACUUCUUGCAUCCUGAGGAGAGUGAGGACAUGAAGGGUGUCGUCGUUGAAGAGACCAUGGAAGACAUUGACAAGGACAAGGAUGGAAAGAUCUCCCUCGACGAGUACAUUGGCGACAUGUACGAAGGUGCAGCCGAAGGGGAAGUGGAGCCAGACUGGGUUCAGAACGAGAAGGAGCAGUUUAAGAACUACCGUGACAAGGACAAGGACGGGUUCAUGGGCCCCGACGAGGUGCGUGACUGGGUCAUGCCCGCCGACUACGACCACAGCGUCUCCGAGUCGCGCCACUUGAUCCACGAGGCCGACAAGGACCACGAUGGCAAGCUCACCAGAGACGAGAUCAUCGACAAGUACGACGUCUUUGUGGGAAGCCAGGCGACGGACUACGGCGAGGCGCUGACCCGGCAUGACGAGUUCUGAGCAUCGAGAAACUUGUGCGCAUUUGUUGCCAGUCCCGGGCUUUCUUGACUCCACGGGCAUCACAUCUAUGUGUUGGAUGCACUGGCCAUUACGUCUGGCAUUCACCUGUUAUCUCAGCUGUGUUUGUUUUUUUUGCUCGUCGCCUGUUGACAUUGAGAAAGUGUGUGCUGUCACAUUCACUCAUUACCUUGACCUUGUUCCUCUUUGCGUGUGGCAUUUCUGACUUUCAGCGUGCUCAUUCUCAUCUUUUUGCCUUGUGAAUAUACUAGUUCCCUUUGUAGCUCUGUCAAAUUUAUGCAAUGCUUGUUUUCCAAUUAGAGGAACUGACUCAAGUGACCUCGUGGGAAACUACCCUGUUCCUGAAUUGUCAAAUACUAUGCUUAUUUUUUCUUGUAUGCAAAAAUCUGUUGCGAGUCUGCACCAAUUCUGGCUGUUCAACAGCGUACUUGGAAGCAUUUGGACCUUGUAAGAAAAUGAAUUGUGAGGUUUAAACAGGGAAAUCAUGCUCUUGAUGGUGGCACAUUAAGAACAAUGGUCACAUCUUUCAUUAUAUUUUUCCAGAUUCUUUCAUCACAAUUUAGGACUGCUUCUAUAUCUUUAUUUACAUACAUAAAUGUUUAGUAGUGCCACUGUGAAUGCCUACUUCCGUCUCACAACACUGGUUUGACAUGCAUUCAGCUAAAUUUUUACAUCGGAUCAUUACGUUCCUUUCUUGCUCGUUUUUCAUAGUUUUGUUUAUGGCAACUGUUGCCGACUAUACAACGAAAUUUUUAUUGUGCCAGAGCUGGCAGUGUCUGCCCUGUGUACAAUGCACAUGACGAAGUGCAUUUCUGGGUGAACCAUCAAUUACACCCAACGCCUGCGUUUUCAUCUUUACCCACACUUUCUGCUUGGGCUAUUCCUUAGCCAUCUUUCCUUUUUUUCAUUCUGUUGGCAGUAAUUAGGGGGCCAACAGUAGUGUGCUGUAUUUUUUAAUAUAUGUCUUCUGUGACCCACACUUGUUGCCAAAACCACAGUGUCUGCUGCGCUACAUCAAGAGGUAGUGAAGAAUGUAAUUAUCUCGGGUUAAUUGGGAUGUUGUUCUUUGAUACGAUUUAUUUGACAUGUUCUUUGACAUGUUCUUUGACAUGUUUCCUCUGGGUAAUCAUCUUGAAUGAGAGAUAUUGAACAAAAGAAUGCACUGGCAGAGUUUGUUAAACUGUGUUCAUUUUAUAUUUUGGAAGUCAGUUGCCGUAGAAUAAACAGUUGAGUACUUAGUUGAUCUGAAAAUGGGAACAAAAAAAAAAAAAAACUUGUCAGUUACCUAGAGGUGUGUGAAUAUUCUAAACUUUCGAAUAACAAAUUGAAUAGUAUCCUAUUUGAUUCGGUCUUUGAACGGAAUAGUCACUUUUCGUAAAUGUGAAUAUUUUUCUAAUACUUUUCGAAUAUUACAAAACGUCAAUUGCACCCAGUUAAGCAUAUAAUUAGAGCAAAAGUAUGCUACAUUUUCAUCCUUGCGGGCAUAAAAUAGACCAAAAAACAUCAGAACUUGCGUAGUGAACCAGGCUACGUCACUUAAGUAUCCAUACUUUACAUUCUAUACAGCCACCAUUCGCUCUCUCUGAAGGGUCCUGUGCAUGCAAAGAAUCUACUUGUUUGCCCCUAGUGCCCAAUUUGUGCUUUUACUAAACGCUUCAUUACGUACUAUGUAAUGACUGAAACUUGCCAACUUUAAGAAUAUUAGGAUGCGAACAUCAUUUUGUUAUAAUCGUGACAACAGCUGUUCAUUAUUUGAAAACUAUUCGAAAAGUAUUCUAUAUUUGUUUUCGAUUCAGUUCUGGCAUUAUUCGAUUCAUAUUUGAUUCGGUCUGAAAAAUCACUAUUCACACACCCGUAUACUGUUAACAUAUCUAUACGUAGUUGCAUGUGUAGCUCUCUGCUACGCAUAUUGGACUGUACCUUUGUCUCUGUUGUAGCAUUUGCUUUGUGGUAGUGCUGCGUUCCAAAGAUAUAAUUACAUGUACGUCAUCCUUUUAGAUACUUCAUGCAUCAGUUUUACUUUUGUGCUGUGCUGACAGGGUAGUCGCAUCUGUUUCGUGAGAACAAACUUUCUCCGAGUGUGUCAUAAGCGUGUGCACGAAUGAAAUGCCUCAUAUGUGUACCUUUACUUUUUAUUCUGAGAAUCGUGCAUUUCUGUCAAGCCAAGAGGUGAAAGUGCUUGGCUUGCAUUUAAGGCUUUCUUUUUGUUUCCCUGUUCAAAAUGUAUUUACUCAAAUGGGGGGCAAGAAAAAAAGAAAAAAAAUGUAAUUCAUACUUGAUAUUAGUGUUGCUUCAUGUUUUGAUACCAAAUAUGCUGGUUGAUAGCAGUUAGUGGCUAAGGUUGUUCCAAAGUAAUUAAGACAAUACGUUCUUUCCCCUUCUGCAAACUUUAUCCGAGUGCCUGAUAUGCGUCCUCUCUUUUCUUAACUUUAUCUUUCACGGUGCUGCUUUGUAAGAAAUUCUACAUUCUUCCAGAUUGCCACAGUAACUGAAGUUGCAUGCAGUGUACCUCAUUCUGGUGGGUGUUCACUUUUCCACUAGGUGCCUAUUUUUUUUUUCUUGGUCUUUUUUUCUGGCACAACUUGCAACUCACUGCAGGAACAGGCAUGAAUCUUUCUUUUUCUUCAAGCGGCUGUUGUGCUCUUUUACAGCACCUAGUCAUGAUGCUUUUUCUUUUGCAGCCUAGCACUCAUUGAUCAAAGCAAACGACUCGCAACAGUCUGUAAUUUCAAUGCAGAGCAGUCAACGUAGCCUAGUGGCUAGAGCCUAACCAUAGUGGUCUCUUUCAAGCAGUGGUAUAUUCAGAAGACAAGUUGUAACCCAUGUUUGGUGCCCCUUUUUUUUUUCCCCUUUCAGUUAUAAUUCGUUGAACUUGGUGAUUUAUGCCAUAUAGUGUCUAGGAACACAGCUAUUUUUGUCUUUUGUGGUGUACGUCACUGAUUUCACACACACUAAGUUGUCAAAAAAUUGUGUGCAGCUGUGAGAGAACAAAGUCGGCAACGUACCAUUAGUUGCAAGACCAUAGAGGCUUGGGCUAGUCGGUACCAUUAGUUGAUUGCGUAGGUGCAAAAUUGGUUAAGCAAAACAUAAAUACGGGGUUGCUCAGCCUGUUUCCCGAAUUACCAUACUGGAAUUCAGUUCAGAGAAGAUGCCAUUGCAGCUAAGAAGUUGAGACUAUGCAUAUAAGCGUGAUCACUUGGAAACCGUAGGCGCAAAGAUCGAUAGCAAAGAAAGUCUAGGCUGUAUAUGAAGGAGUAAUCACGUGAUAUCCAUUGGCUCAAGGUUUUAGUAUUGAAGGAUUUGACGCUGUAUGACGAGGAGUUGUCACGCUGUAGCUGUCCACUCAAACUUUGGUACUGCGCACUUUUCACGUAACAAAUUAUCACAAGCAACGCUGGCUCUCUUAUCAAUUUGCUUUAUGCACAGUACUUAUGAAUACUAGGCAGCUUUAAACUGGUUUCCCUGCUUGCCACAGGCCCCUUUGCUGACUGUUCUAUUGAGUGCAAGAUACGUUGCGGCUACGCUGCUCAUAGAUUUAUUUUUUACUUAGCUAGUUUGCAUGCCGAGUUUGUUGGAGUAUUUGAUUUGUUGCUCUUUUUCUUUUCUGUGGCCGGUGUAUAUGCAAACACCUCGUCCUCUGCAUGACAGUAGCGCGCUUCCAGCUUGCCGACGUAGUAAUCCAAAGACGGCCACGUAGCCGCGUGCCAAAGCUGCCACGUCUGUGUGCCUGUAAUACUUUGCAGUGAGAGUUUAGUGUCGUCUGCAGCUUGUGGAGUGGAGAUCUGUUGUGUGGGGAGGGAAAGGCUCUCUUUUUCAACAUUUUGUAAAGAAAAACACAAAACAACAACAAAAAAGAGGCUGACACAAUCUCGCAUGACACAAUUUGAAUAAAGACUUUCUAUGAAAGCGCCA
This is a messenger RNA of Dermacentor silvarum, 5040 nucleotides long. It is a transcript of the gene scf, whose product is annotated as calumenin-B. Bases 109 to 1110 code for a protein of 333 amino acids. Gene Ontology annotation, cellular component: endoplasmic reticulum. The record is from RefSeq and is a predicted model, not a curated record. Gene Ontology annotation, molecular function: calcium ion binding. The transcript has 7 exons. NCBI's taxonomy places the organism in Eukaryota, Metazoa, Arthropoda, Arachnida, Ixodida, Ixodidae.